Centruroides sculpturatus (bark scorpion) is the source of this 1661-nucleotide messenger RNA. Its product is annotated as aquaporin-9-like. Gene Ontology annotation, biological process: glycerol transmembrane transport; water transport. The record is from RefSeq and is a predicted model, not a curated record. Lineage: Eukaryota; Metazoa; Arthropoda; Arachnida; Scorpiones; Buthidae. The coding region runs from base 4 to 972 and encodes 322 amino acids. The transcript is spliced from 9 exons. Gene Ontology annotation, molecular function: glycerol channel activity; water channel activity. Gene Ontology annotation, cellular component: plasma membrane; basolateral plasma membrane.
GAGAUGGCGAAACCAAUUUAUCCGUUUUUUAGGAUUUUCAGGACGAAAAAUAUUUAUAUUAGAGAAUUUUUAGCCGAAUUCCUCGGAACGUUCGUCCUAAUUUUAUUUGGUGAUGCUGCUUUUGCUCAGGAUGUCUUAGCAGGAGGCGGAGUAAAAGAUGUCUUCGCUAUUGUUUUCGGCUGGGGAGUGGGAGUUAUGUUGGGAGUGGCAAUUGCAGGAGGAGUUACAGGAGGCCAUCUAAAUCCUGCCGUGAGUUUUGCUUUGGCAACUGUGAAGAAACUUUCCUGGAAGAAAGUUCCUAUUUAUAUUUUAGCCCAACAUCUUGGAGGCUUUGUGGCUUCUGCUGUCUUGUUUGCGACAUAUUAUGAGGGCGUUGCUCAUUUGGAUGGUGGAACAAGACAGGUUAUUGGUCAAAAUGCAACUGCACUCAUAUGGGCAACUUAUCCCAAACCAUUUGUAUCUAUUGGAACUUGUUUUCUCAAUGAGGUCGUCGGCACAGGCCUUCUGACAAUGACAGCAGUUGCUAUUAUCGACAAAAAGAACUUAAACUUUGAUGCAACAGGUAUUGCAGUACUGUUGGGAUUUAUGAUUACUGCAGUAGCGAUGUGCUUUGGUUUCAAUAAUAUGGCACCGUUGAAUCCGGCAAGAGAUUUUCCGACAAGAUUAUUUACGGCCAUAGCCGGUUACGGAGCAGAACCAUUCACACAUCGGAAUUAUUGGUGGGUCGGAAUCGUAGGGCCGCACGUAGGUGGCGUCAUCGGCGUCUUUAUAUACUAUCUGUGUGUCGAAUUACAUUGGCCAGACGAUAAACCGGAAGACCACUUUGAUGAAGAACUCAAAACUAGAAAAGAUGAGGAACUGGCUUACAUUGUAAACCAAGAUCACGUCAACAAUCAUGCAAAAGGACAAGAUGAUGGAACGGAUGGGGUUAAAGCUAAUAUUGAAAGUAAGGACCAGUCGCCUAGGGAUUAAACGUGCGCUUCAAACCAAGAAAUCGCUGUCGGUAUAAUUGUGGUGAACGAGACUUCUCCGCUGGCAGAAACAUGAAGACGAAGCAGUUUAAACGUAGCGUGCUCUUGGCUAUCAAUGUUUUAUGCUUUUUUUUUUAUACAAAAGAAAACAAAACAAAAAAGUAUAUAUAUAUUUAGUAAGUUUUAAUGAUAUAAAAGAAUAUAUUAUAUAUAUACAUAUAUAUUUAAAAAAAAUACAUUAUACACUAAAUACUUUGCUUAAAAUUGUUCUUUUAAGUAUUUUUAAACAAAUAUAUUGCUUUAUAUUAUACAUGUGAACUGUUUUAAAGACUCUACUGGUGCAAAACUUCAUGUUUAAAGUUACAAAAUGAUGCCAAAUUUAAUGUUUUAGUAGUGUGCGGGAUGGCUCCAUCCUCUUUACAAGACAAAAACUGCAUUUUUCUAUCAGGAAAAGAAGGGUUUUUAAUUAAUGAAGUGUGAUUUAUAAAAUAUAUUUCAAACUUUUAUUAAUUAGAGAAAUGUGCAUACAUAUACAUGUAUGCAAAUUAGCAACAUUAAUUGCACUCUUUUUAAUCAACAUUAAAAUAAACUUGCUGUUAAAGAUCUGUAAUUGGUAUAUAUGUAUGUGAUAUAGUUGGUAUUUUUAAUUAUUUUUGAAUAAAUUUGUUACGUAUAAGCCAUUGUCAUGUU